Phlebotomus argentipes is the source of this 1770-nucleotide messenger RNA. RefSeq names its product poly(A)-specific ribonuclease PARN-like. The record is from RefSeq and is a predicted model, not a curated record. Gene Ontology annotation, molecular function: RNA binding; poly(A)-specific ribonuclease activity; metal ion binding. The transcript has 5 exons. The coding region runs from base 107 to 1726 and encodes 539 amino acids. Gene Ontology annotation, biological process: nuclear-transcribed mRNA poly(A) tail shortening. Gene Ontology annotation, cellular component: nucleus; cytoplasm. Lineage: Eukaryota; Metazoa; Arthropoda; Insecta; Diptera; Psychodidae.
GCGCUCCGAACAGCGUAGGGGAGGAAAAUCUCUUCUCGCGUGUGUCACCCGGCAUUUCUUGUUGCAUGUUUUCCGCAUUUUUUCCCAAUUUUAACCACAUUUGACCAUGGAAAUCCUCGAGACAAAUUUCAGUGAAAAACUCCCGGAAAUCGUGGAGGCCAUCGACAGGGCGAGUUUUGUGGCCAUCGAUCAGGAAUUCACGGGUCUCUUCCGGGAAAACACCUUCAGCAAUCCGUACUCCAGCAUCGGUGCCCAUUUCAACAGAAUGCAGAAGUCUGUGGAUGGAUAUAUAGUGAUUCAGCUGGGAAUCACUGCCUUCUGGCUCAAUCCCGAGAAUGACAGCAAGUUUCAGUGCAAGAGCUUCAACAUUUUCCUGUAUCCACGUGGAAAAGGCAGCACUUUCCGGUGCGAAUCGUCCUGCAUUGAGUUCUUGGUGAAGAAUGGACUGGAUUUUAACAAACUCUUCCUGCAAGGACUGUCUUAUUGCACAGUUCAAGAGGCGGAAAAGAUGAGGAGUUAUUUGGAGAAGCGACAGCAAGAGAAGAGAGAACAGCUGAUGAGUGCCGAGCGUGAUAACACAUCGCAUGUCAUUGUGCCGGAAGAGGAGAAAGAGACUCUCGAGGAGGUGUCUGAGAAAAUCGACGAGUUUCUGAAGUCUGAAGAAGAGGAACUUCUUCUCGACACUUACAACGGCUUCCAGAGAAGAUUGAUCUACGAGAUGAUUGAGAGGGAUUACUUCGAGGCCAUCUCAGCCUGUCCGAGAGAGCUGGAGAAUAACAGGAAAGGUUUGGUGGUCAGCAGAAAGAAGUCGCCUGAGGAAGAGAUGAAGCUUCUCGAAGAGAAAUUCGAGCAGGAGAAGAAAAACCUCGAGUUACAAAUCGGAGUGACGCACAUUCUCAAGGCUCUAUCAGAAUCUAGAACACUGAUAGUGUGCCACAACAUGUUCAUGGAUCUCGUGUACCUGAUGAAGCAGUUCAUCGGACCACUUCCGGAGAAUGUCGAUGAAUACAAGAAACUCGUGCAUGAAUUCUUUCCCAAUAUUUUAGACACAAAAUUUCUCUGCACUGCCGAGAGUCUGAAGAAAGAGAUUAAAUCCACCGUUUUGCCUCAUAUUUUGGAAGACUGCAGAAAAGCGCCUUUCACGAUGCCUGAAGUGGAGUCUCUGGGCGAGCAAAAGUAUUCAAUUGAGAGUGUUAAGGAGCACGAGGCGGGAUAUGAUUCCUUCAUCACGGGAAUCUGCUUCAUAAGUCUUGCGAUUUAUCUCAAAAUCCACCCAAAAGACUUGAAUGCCAACUGCAAGAAGCUGAAGAGCUUCAAAAACAAGAUCUUCCUGAUGGGUUUGGAGAAUAUCACGCACAUGAACCUGACAGGACCCGACGAGAAGCCAUCCAGGAGUCAUGUGUUUCACAUCACCUUCCCGUCCACAUGGAAGAACACCGAUAUUGUGAGACACUUCAGGAACUUCGGCGAUGUUCAGAUUAAGUGGCUGAACAAGGAGAGCGCUUUUGUGGCUCUGCUGAAGCGAGAGUACGCCACGUGCUUGAUGAAGAAGAUCGGACGCACCCCGAACGUGACUGUGAUGACGCACGCUGACUAUGAAGCCUCACAAGUGCAAGAAAUGAGUGCUGGCAACAAGAGGAAGAGCUCUGAAAUGGCAAGAGGAGAGGUGGAUGAGACUUCGUCGAAGAAGGCGAAGAAAUUUGAUGAAAAUCCUGACUGGAAAUAGAAAUUAUGUAUUAUACAAAAGUAAACUUGGUGAGUAAUCUUUAA